This is a messenger RNA of Saccharomyces paradoxus, 690 nucleotides long. It is a transcript of the gene PCL5, whose product is annotated as Pcl5p. Bases 1 to 690 code for a protein of 229 amino acids. Gene Ontology annotation, molecular function: cyclin-dependent protein serine/threonine kinase regulator activity; protein kinase binding. The transcript has a single exon. The record is from RefSeq and is a predicted model, not a curated record. Gene Ontology annotation, biological process: regulation of cyclin-dependent protein serine/threonine kinase activity. Gene Ontology annotation, cellular component: cyclin-dependent protein kinase holoenzyme complex; nucleus. Lineage: Eukaryota; Fungi; Ascomycota; Saccharomycetes; Saccharomycetales; Saccharomycetaceae.
AUGUAUGGAAAUCAUAGAUUUACCCCUGAUUCCAAAGAAUUCAAUGCUGUCGUCAAGAGUAAGGAAUUUUCCACUAGCAGAAAUCCGUAUCAGACUCCACCUUCAGAGUACAACAGCAUCCAUCAUCAGACGAAUCACAUCAAAAGAAAGACAAAUCUAGCAAUCACCAUAUCAAAUUUCUUGUCUGAGAUCAGUCGGCCUCUUUCAAAUGGCAAAAUCAACAACUCCACCCACAACAUUUUGAAAUUUUUGAAUGAAGUACUUAAGAGAUCAAAGUGUAGUAAAGAAAACGCUAUCUUGGCCACUUUCUACUUCCAAAAGAUUUACCAAUCAAGAGAUGCCCAGAAUGAGUCCUCGUUGCCUGAAUUUUCGCACUGUUCCCGGAGGAUUUUUCUCUGUUGUCUUAUUCUGUCACACAAAUUUUUGAACGACAAUACCUAUUCGAUGAAAAAUUGGCAAAUUAUAAGUGGGCUUCAAGCCAAGGAUCUAUCUCUCAUGGAAAGAUGGUGUCUGGGUAAGCUUAACUACGAGCUGGCCGUUUCAUAUGAUGAGCUUUUGCUAUGGGAAACAAACACUCUAAUGAAAAAGAAGUUUCGUUCCGGAACUCCCGCCAACGCUCCGGUGAAGAGACCCAGAGAAUCUGAUCAUGAUUGCGAUGCGCAUUCUUGGAAACUAAUUAAAUCUUGUUAG